This is a messenger RNA of Kwoniella shivajii, 543 nucleotides long. RefSeq names its product 3-O-alpha-D-mannopyranosyl-alpha-D-mannopyranose xylosylphosphotransferase. NCBI's taxonomy places the organism in Eukaryota, Fungi, Basidiomycota, Tremellomycetes, Tremellales, Cryptococcaceae. The record is from RefSeq and is a predicted model, not a curated record. The coding region runs from base 1 to 543 and encodes 180 amino acids. The transcript has 3 exons.
AUGUUCAAACGGCUCGCCUUCUCGUAUCCUGAAUGUGGAGACUGUCUGACUAUGGCUUUGGUGACUGCUUCUGGACCUUUAGGUCUGUCUGCGUUCUUUCCCCCAAAGGGUACCACUUUCGAAAAUCAGCCUCUUGCUCCCGGUCAAUCGUAUCCACGUUAUCUGCCACCACCACACUUGCCUCUCACACCGACGUGGCAUGAAGCAGACUUUUCCUUGGAGACUGUCAUGUCAACGACGGCUCUUCCUGGAGAAUCUGUCAACUUGCGAGAGUUCACCAUGAAGCUGCUUUCACGAUAUCAAUAUUUGUCUGCCAAAUCCGUAUCACAUUUCCAUAUGCUUAAAUCGGCUGAGCAUGCUCACAGAGUGUUCAAGAUGAUUCAAGAUAAUCCUCAAGUCAGUAUAUUAGGGCUCAACGAUGACAUUGAGGAAGACUACGAGGAAGUCAAGGACAUCAUGCAGGAAUGGUUCGAGCUGAGAUGGCCAAAGAAGGCCGUGUGGGAACGAGAUUGGGAUCCUGUCAAGGACAAAUUAGAGGAUUGA